AUGGCAGCCCUAGCCUUCAAGGCCAUCAGCUACGGCGCAGAGAAGGUUCCCGACAAGUUCUUCGAAAAGAUCCCCGGAGGCUACUUCACACCCGCAGAACAGAAGGAAAUCAAGAAAAACCGUAAAGACCGCAGCGACAGACACGAAAGAGAACGACACCACAGCGAAGAAAGAUCUAGCAAGCGCAGCUCACGACAAGAGCGCAGCCCGCCGACUGAGUACUCGGACUACUACACGGACGACACCGACUACGAGCGCGAGCGAGAGCGACGAAAGAGAGAGCGACGACGCGCAAAGAGCACUGGAACGACUGCUAGUAGAAGUCUGAGUCGGGGACGACACGGUAGACAUAGUAGCGACUUGGACGGACAGCACAGCCCUCCAAGAGACAUGGCUCAACCGCAGCAGGGACAGCCCUACUUCCCUCCUCCGCCUACAUCCGAGUAUAAGCCGUAUAAUCCACAGGAGUAUGCUCCUAGCCCCGUGCAGGAUCACCGCCCAUCUGCUACUCCUGCCUAUGGAUACUCUCCUCAGGUAAAUAAUCUCUCAUCUAUUCGACGCGCGACGCUUGCGACAAUGCCCGAGCAUCCAACAUCGGCGAACAGCUGUCCGCCCAUGUUGAGAAGCCGGACAACGUCGACCUCGUACACCCCUUUCUCUUUUCAACCUCAUUUGCUUCGCACUCUUUCUCGUGGUUCUCCCGUUUCUGCUGCUUUCACUCCUUCUUACGAGCCGCCUCUUGCGGCCUUGCUUCAGCGCCCACUUUCUAACACUCCAAAGCCAGCACCUGCAGAGCCACGUGGUGUCACUCUAGACUAUGGCCAGCGCGAUGCUCCCAGAAGCUCUAGGUACAUUCCUGGCCCUGGAUACGCGCCGUCGCCCGCGGUAGACGCGCCCAUUCCGCCUCCACCUGUUGGCUCGAAUUCUCCUAUGAACCCCUACCAUCAUACCGAGUUCCCUGCGACUGGCGCUGGCUACCAACCGUCUCCGCCGCCCUUUAGCCGUCAGCGCUCCAACUCUCAGCCUACUUUUGCGCCUGCUUUUGCGCCAGUGCCUAGCGCAGUCUACCCGACCUACAUCCCCCCGUCUGCUGAACAGCCAGUGGUCGCUUACAACGACUCCCAACCUCGCUCUCGCCGUGAGAGCACCAAGCCUCGUCGUGAACAUCGUCACAGGGCUAGGUCCGUUGACUCUCACUCCCAUCAGUCCCGCUCUAGCAAAGACCACCGUCGAGAUGAUUCGCGCAUGGCUAAAGUGCGCGAUAGAUUCGAUAGCAUGGAUCUGCGCGAGAAGAGCCUGGCGGCGUCGGUGGGAGGAGCAGCUGCGGGUGCGUUGGGUGCCAGACAGAUUGCGACACGCUCAAGAAGCCGAAGCGAUCGCCACUCCACGUCCCGUUCUCGCUCCCGAUCCCGGACUCGCGCGCAUGAACGCGAACGCAGCAAAGGUCCUGGCCUGCGUGCUAGAAGCCGCAGCGUAAUCGAUCGCUUCCGUUCCAAGUCCCGCGGCCACGACGAUCGCGAUUCGCGAAAGGACGAUAGGCGCGAUCGCGAUCGCCGUCCAGACCAUGGAUACGACUAUGGUCGCGAUGAUUACGAUUACUUCAGUAGCGACUCUGAGGGUGAUGGCAGUCCUGUCAAGACGAGGCGACACCGAAGGAGGGACUACUAG
Alternaria burnsii is the source of this 1668-nucleotide messenger RNA. RefSeq lists its product as uncharacterized. The transcript is spliced from 3 exons. The record is from RefSeq and is a predicted model, not a curated record. Lineage: Eukaryota; Fungi; Ascomycota; Dothideomycetes; Pleosporales; Pleosporaceae. Bases 1 to 1668 code for a protein of 555 amino acids.